CAAAAAUUAAGCUGCUGGGUUGAAUUUGUGGCUUGGCUGGUUCCGCCACGACGCGCCCACCCAUCCAGUGAUGCCUCCUCCACAUUUCGGGGCAUCACCCAUCUCCGGCAUGCCGGAGCUUACUCCAGGCGGUCUAGCGACUGGCCCAUCUCCUCCCAGAGUUACAAAUAUGGUUUUAGGCGCCAACUCGUCCACGGAGAGAACGUGGCCUCAGCCAGGGAUGCGCUUGCACCAAGGCUGCCUUUUAUUGGGGACCGACAACGUUGGCGGAGGAGAAGCUUUUUGGCCACCAAUUGGCCACGAUUGGCUAACAAGAAAUUUUCCCUCUUCCACCUACUAUCCCUGCUGGAGGUCCAUGAGAAAUAGCCUAGGGUCGGGGUUCAAACAAAACUGAGAGCUUCUUAAUGGCUUCUUCCCCGUUCCCCUAUUGGUCGCAGCGCAUGGGUUGCACCAAUCCCGGACCCAGGAUACGAUCAAUCCGGAGGGCGAGACAAACACACUAAUACCUUACAUCUAACACUAACUAACAAUAACACUAAUAUCUUACACCUAACAACAACAA
Drosophila serrata is the source of this 562-nucleotide messenger RNA. RefSeq lists its product as uncharacterized. NCBI's taxonomy places the organism in Eukaryota, Metazoa, Arthropoda, Insecta, Diptera, Drosophilidae. The record is from RefSeq and is a predicted model, not a curated record.